AUGAGUCAGACGGAUCAGACGCUCGAGAACCAGAACGAGGCAGAGCUCAACUCGCUCCACGGAAAGAUCAAGGCACUCCGUCAUGUCACGAUCGACAUUCUCGACGACGCCAACAGACAAAAUGACCAACUCGGCCAGACUACAACCCGCCGGUAG
Messenger RNA from Trichosporon asahii var. asahii CBS 2479, 156 nucleotides. RefSeq lists its product as uncharacterized. The transcript has 5 exons. NCBI's taxonomy places the organism in Eukaryota, Fungi, Basidiomycota, Tremellomycetes, Trichosporonales, Trichosporonaceae. The record is from RefSeq and is a predicted model, not a curated record. The coding region runs from base 1 to 156 and encodes 51 amino acids.